This is a messenger RNA of Neomonachus schauinslandi (Hawaiian monk seal), 2704 nucleotides long. It is a transcript of the gene TMEM170B, whose product is annotated as transmembrane protein 170B. The record is from RefSeq and is a predicted model, not a curated record. Gene Ontology annotation, cellular component: plasma membrane. NCBI's taxonomy places the organism in Eukaryota, Metazoa, Chordata, Mammalia, Carnivora, Phocidae. Bases 121 to 741 code for a protein of 206 amino acids. Gene Ontology annotation, biological process: negative regulation of canonical Wnt signaling pathway. The transcript is spliced from 3 exons.
CCGCGGUGCGGGGCUGCCCCUGAGAGGGAGCAGCAGCGGCCUCCUCCGCCCCGAGUCCUCACUCGGGGGCCGCGCAGGGAGAGCGCCCGGCCCCCACCCCUCCCCCGUCCGCCGUCCUCAAUGUCUCCCCGGCGGGGAGGGGGCUGCCUGGGAGACGCGCUGAGCUGCCCCCCCCGGAGGCCCGUCGGCGGCAGCAGCAGCGCCCGGCCCGGCGCCCCGCAGCCUUCCCCGGCGGCGGCGGCGGCCUGGAGGAGCCGCGCACCCGCCGCCGCCCCCGGAGCCUCGCAGCCGCCGCCGCCACCCGGCGCCCGGGGAGAGGGCGGCGGGCGCCCCCCGGGGAAGAUGAAGGCGGAAGGGGGCGACCACUCCAUGAUCAACCUGUCGGUGCAGCAGGUCCUGAGCCUUUGGGCCCACGGGACGGUGCUGAGGAACCUCACGGAGAUGUGGUACUGGAUCUUUCUGUGGGCUCUCUUCUCCUCUCUGUUUGUCCAUGGUGCUGCGGGCGUGUUGAUGUUUGUGAUGCUGCAGAGACAUAGGCAGGGGAGAGUAAUCUCGCUCGUUGCAGUCAGCAUCGGAUUUCUGGCUUCUGUAACUGGAGCAAUGAUUACUAGCGCAGCAGUCGCGGGCAUCUACCGAGUCGCAGGGAAGAACAUGGCCCCUCUGGAGGCGCUGGUGUGGGGCGUGGGACAGACUGUAUUGACAUUAAUCAUCUCCUUCUCAAGGAUCCUCGCCACACUCUGAGCUUUCGGUGGGAAUGUCUUACUUCACAUAAGGAAACAGAUGUACAGAUUCUCAGAACACGGCGUUGUGAAGGAGCGGGAAUGAAAUCGUACGAGGAGAACGUGGAAGGAGCAGGGCGCCACCGAAGGCCUUGAGCUGUGUGCAAAGAUCGCCCUCUGGUGUCCAAGUGAUUGCACUACCGCACUGCACCUUACGUGCCUCCGUCCCGGGCCGGGCGCAUCACAGGACCGGAAGCUACAGGAAGAAGCACCUUGCUUAGCUGCCAAUCAGGUUAACACUGGUGUUGACUCGUCGUUCUUAACAGUGUUGUGUUGAGUUACAGGGACGUUUUGAGGAAUUGAUAUAUGUGCCAAACUCUUCUCUCUCUUUUUUUUUUAACAUGGAUCAUGUGACAAUUUGCAAGUGUAGAUGUAGAUGAGUGCUGUGAACCAUAUUUGACAUGAAUUCAGGUAAGGUAGUGAGAUUUUUGUUUUGUGACGCUAAAUCCCCUAUGAGUGCUGAACACCGAAUCAUUGAAUAUGAGGUAAACGAUUUGGUUUUUAAUGUUGAACGUUUCUGGGAUUUAGGGCUUUAAUAUGUUUAGGCAUUAUUGUUAUUUACUUUAAUUUAUGUGGAAAAUAAUACUUAAUGGAAAACUAGCUAAACUCUUUUAAGGACUCAAAGUAGACCCGUAGGGUGCAUCCUUUCCACUCAGAUAACACUCUUUUAAUAGUUUCCCUCCUACGUAACUGUUCUGUUGAUACGAAUUCAAAAACUUUAUAGGUCACACACAUUGACUGUAGUUUGUGUGUCAUAAAAAUAUAAUUUGAAAAUUUUCUUAUAAACUUUGUAAGAAAAGAAGUCUGAAAUGCAUGUUGCAUUCUUCGACCCUUCUAAAGAAAGUUUUUGCCAUGUAUCUCAUGGAGAAAACAUCUUUAUAGCUAGUAUCUCGGUGGGAUUAUAUUACUUGUUGCAUAUAUCUUGAUUUUUGACAAAACAUAAACAAUCUUUCAUUCUGGAGUAUUACCUAUAUUUAAAGAGUGGCCUAAAUUAGGCUGUGAAAACAAAGAGCCUCAUUUGUAGAUAAGUAACAAGUAAGUUAUAUAAGAAGAGUAAUUGCAUUACAUUGGGCAUGUGGUAACAAUUUCACUAAGUAAAAAUUGGGGAAUAUAAGAAAUAAUUUAAAAAUUUGGCAGUUAAUCUCAGCAUAUCAGUACAGUACUGAACAUAUAUUAGAGUGAUUCCGUUGUUCGGUUCUCGAUUUGCGCUGUUAAGUUUCCUAGAAUCAGUGACGACAUUUAUUAGAAUGAAAAAUCCUUAGUAAUACAACAUUUUAAGAGGUUUUGGCAAGAUGCAGUUGUUUUUAAGAGUGCAAGGAGCAAGGGAAACAGAACCUGGUUGAAUUUGUCUCCUACUGAGAUUGUUUUAAAUACCAGGUCCCUUUAUAAAUGUGCUAACUCAAAAAGCCACUGCAGAAAAUAUGAAGUUAAGGGCAGUCCAAAAAAUAAUCUGCAUACUCUAGCCUCAUUGUUUUAUGACCCGAUUUGGUAAAAAGUACGUUUCUAUUAGGUCCCAUUCAAAUUUAAGACCUCCAUUACCCACACCACUUUUUCUCCACCGAAAAGCAGAAUGUGUUUCAAUGACGUAAAAAUAGGGAGUUGGGGAAGGGGAUACUUUUACCAGUAUGGAAGCCAGUUUUGGGGGUUUACUAAUGCUGUGGCUUGGAGAUCUGUUUUUAAAGACACCAUUAAGCAACUAUGCAUCCCUAGAGAUCUUUGAAGUAAAUCUUAAAAUUGAUUCUUUUUAUUAUGUACAAGCCUAAAAUUAUUUUCAUGUGUUCUUUAUGUUCCUGAUGUUUUCCCAAAUUAAAUUUAGGCAUAAACUUUCCCAGUCCAUUUGAUUUCUCCUUUUCUUUUAGACUUGAAUUGUGUUCUUCCUUUACUUUGGCUCUUCUAUUGGUAAUUUCAAGUGUUCAUAUUCUUUG